AUGAGUGGACGAUACGUGCCUCUUGGCAGCAACUACGAAAUGACAACGAUUGAGGAGAGGAGCGUUGCCACUUCUUCUGCCGACGAAUACAGUCUCAGCGGUCUGAGUGACGAUACACACCCGUCCAGUGCCAAGAUUGACAAGAAUGGACACAUCACUGAAGUGGCAGAGAUUGCUGAAGUGUCAGAUGUGGGUCCGCAGAAGAAGAGGGGCUUCACAUGGGCAAAGCUGUUGUGGGACUCGGCAGAUAAGAGCCCAGCUGAGAAGCGUCUGUUGCUGAAGCUGGACUGGUUUCUGCUGUCGUCGGUCAUGCUCGGAUACUUCAUCAAGACUCUCAAUCAAAUGAAUAUCAACACUGCUUAUAUUAACGGUAUGAAGGAGGAGUUCCAACUCAAUGGAAGUCAACUCAACUACCUCCAGACCCUCUGGACGGUUGGAUACAUUGUUGGACAGAUUCCCAGUAACCAGAUUCUGCAACGAACUAGCGCUAGAUACUACUUGGGUUGUCUGGAACUUGUCUGGAUGGCUCUCACGUUCCUUACCCUCACAUGCAACAACAUCCACUCUCUAUAUGCUCUCCGAUUCUUUGUGGGCCUCACGGAAAGUGGAUUUUUCCCUGGAGUCGAAUACCUACUUGGGUCGUGGUACAACAGAGACGAGCUCACUAAACGGUCUUCUCUGUUUGCUCUAUCUGGAGUAGCUGCGGGUAUGGUUACUGGAUACUUGCAAGCAGCAAUUCUUCAUGGUCUCGAACACACUUCAAUUGCUUCGUGGAAAUGGCUGUUCGUGUUUGAUGGUAUCAUUUCAUUCCCUGUUGCUCUCUACACCAUGUUGGUGAAUCCCAAUACGCCUGAAACGACCACCAGUUGGUACCUAACUGCCGAAGAUGUUGCGAUAGCCAGAGAACGAAGACGAAGAGUGGGCGACUUGGAACACAAAAAGGAACCCAUCAGAGACGUUCUCAAGCGAACCUUUUCCACCUGGCACAUCUACGUCUUCCCCUUGGUUUUCCUGUGCUACAACAAUACCUGUUCGGCCAACUCUCAGCCGACUAUGAUUUCCUGGCUCAAAUCUGAGGGUUAUACACCCACAGAAUACAAUGUGUACCCCACUGCUGUGGCUGGAGCAGGCAUUGGAGUGACUCUUAUUCUAGCAGUUGUUUCAGACGCGUUCAACGGCCUCAAUUGGCCCUUCGUGGCCGCCUACUUUGCCAUUCAGAUUGUUGGAUCGGCCUUACUGUCCUACUGGAACAUCUCCAAUGGUGCCAAGUGGUUUGCAUACUUCGCGGUGGGUGUACCUACGGCUUGGGGACAGCCUAUGAUCUUUUCGUGGCUCAACAGAAGUCUUUACCACGACUACCAGAAACGAAACCUCGUCGUUAGUAUCACCAACACUCUGGCCUAUGUGACUGGUGCCUGGGUUCCUAUUCUCGUAUGGAACGCCAAAGAUAUGCCUCGAUACCAGAUUGGUUUCACCUAUAACGCCUGUUUGGCCGCUGCUGGUCUGGUUCUUACUGGAAUAGCAACUUUCUUGUGGAAGAGAGAUGGUCGAAAGGUUUUGGCAGUUAAGGAGGUGUAG
This is a messenger RNA of Yarrowia lipolytica CLIB122, 1578 nucleotides long. RefSeq lists its product as uncharacterized. Gene Ontology annotation, biological process: transmembrane transport. Gene Ontology annotation, molecular function: transmembrane transporter activity. The record is from RefSeq and is a predicted model, not a curated record. NCBI's taxonomy places the organism in Eukaryota, Fungi, Ascomycota, Dipodascomycetes, Dipodascales. Gene Ontology annotation, cellular component: membrane.